AUGCCGACCGCAAUAGCCAAAGUUGGAGAUCUGGUGCUGGCUGAAGCUGACGCCUGGGAAACGGUUGAAGGGAAUGUAUACUUUCCGCGCUCCGCUAUUAAAGAUCUGGAUACUUUCCAGAGUUCUGACACGAAGACGUUCUGCCCGUGGAAGGGUGAGGCAGAGUAUUAUUCGGUAAAGACCGGCGACGCUGUCAUCCAAGAUGCUGCCUGGUAUUACGCAAACCCGUACGAAAAGGCGAUGAAUAUUAAGGAUCAUAUCGCAUUCUAUAAGUCCAAGGUGCAAGUCACUGUGGAGUGA
Molecule: messenger RNA, 300 nt
Organism: Penicillium cataractarum
Lineage: Eukaryota; Fungi; Ascomycota; Eurotiomycetes; Eurotiales; Aspergillaceae
Product: DUF427 domain-containing protein
Exons: 4
Coding region: 1-300 (99 amino acids)
Source: RefSeq, a predicted model, not a curated record